UUCAGAAUUUUAACAGCUACUACAAUUUUGAGCCUGAUCCACGACUUCAUAUCUUAUACAUUCAACGGCCACGGCCAGUAACAACACGUCUGGAGCGCGCGUCCUUGUGCACGGACGAGAGCAGCGCGACAAGAAGCGCUGCUGCUGCUGCUGACAUGACGUCACGACGUGUGAUCAGUCGCGAGUCGCGCCAAUGUUCACAAAUCCGGCCGUUUCUCUAUGUUGGAGGUUUGGGAGCGCUAUCACCGCGAACACUCUCUCGGUUCUGCACGACAAUCAAUCUGAUCCCUGGUUUUCGAAUCUCAGCUCCUAGUCAUAUGAAAGUGCUUCAUAUUCCUGUUCUUGAUGAUGAAAACACUGAUCUUACACCAUAUUUCACAACCGUGUUCAAGGAGAUCGACGAGGCAAGAAAGUCAGCAGGGCGAUUGUUGCUGCUUUGUGCAAUGGGUAUAUCACGUUCGGCAACUUUCGCUAUUGCGUAUCUGAUGUGUAUCGAAAAAAUGUCGCUCCAUGAUGCCUACAAGCAUGUUCAGUAUUGUCGCAACAUUAUCUGCCCAAAUGUUGGUUUCUUCCAGCAAAUGAUAGACCUCGAGGAAAAGCUAUACGGUAAGAAGACCGUGCACAUAAUCGAGCCGAUUUGUGGAGUGAAAGUGGCUGAUGUUGUGUGGAAUGAGCUUUACCAAGAGAUGAUGGAAAGUCUUAGCCAAGCCGAUAGACAUUCUGUGCAGUCGUUCAAUCCUUACCUUGAUGCGAGUCGCCAGCAAGAUACCCGAUCUCUUCGAUCGCUGAAACUUUCGGGUGAUGGAGAAGUAGAAGAUGUGACCAAAGAUCUAUCUUUCUGUCGUGUAUCAGAUGAGCAGCCAGAGAGUGCUAGAUCUGAACCGUGCAGGGAAUCGCAGAACGAGAUCACACUACGGGUCCCCACCCUGAUGAGCGCUCCCAAACCCUCGUCUUUCCCAAAAAGUGCCUUGCGUGAUAAGAGUAAAAGCAGCAAAAGCAAACGAUGGAGGUUAAGCUUCAGCAAGGAUGUCACUUAGUCAGCAAUGAGCUUGCUUCCACCUGACUGGUAUUCAACCCUUGCUACCCUUGAAAUUUUACAAAAA
Molecule: messenger RNA, 1103 nt
Organism: Cylicocyclus nassatus
Lineage: Eukaryota; Metazoa; Nematoda; Chromadorea; Rhabditida; Strongylidae
Source: the annotation of a GenBank genome assembly